Molecule: messenger RNA, 1508 nt
Organism: Pan troglodytes (chimpanzee)
Lineage: Eukaryota; Metazoa; Chordata; Mammalia; Primates; Hominidae
Product: translationally-controlled tumor protein
Exons: 1
Coding region: 781-1299 (172 amino acids)
Cellular component (GO): cytoplasm
Molecular function (GO): calcium ion binding
Source: RefSeq, a predicted model, not a curated record
UCAUCAUGGUAGCGGGGGCACUCUCUCUGUGUGUAAAUAAUUGUAAUUAAAUGUAGAUCUGCAGAGUUCAAAAACUGCAUGAUAAAAUGACAUUUGCUUUAGCUAGGACACUGUUGUAUUCAGUACAAUUCUGUAUUCAGGACAAUUCAAUUCAAUUCAAUUCAAUUCAAUUCUAUUCAAUACAAUUUUGUAUUCAGGACAAUUCUAUGAUAUAGUAAACAGCCUUCUAGGACUAGUUGGAGCGUGAGCCAUAAGCCACAGGGCCAAGGACUUGUCUUGAGUUACGAGUGAACAAUGAUAACUGAGUAAACAGCCUCCCUAAUUUUGUAUAGAAUUAUUCAUGGAGGCUGCAAUGCAGGCAUAGUGAGGAAAGGUGAAACUAGGGGAAUCAUUCUUCAGCCUUCAGCCCCGGACGGUGUCACUGUGAACAAAAGCAAACCAAAGGCAUAUCUAUGGAGUAAAGCCACUGGGAGUCACCCACUGGGGAACCCACUCAAUGCUGAUUACACUGAUGUGGUUUCUCUUGGUAAGGGACCCAUCAAAGGGUUUUACCCAGAGCCAGGGAAGCUGCAUGGCCUCUUGCCGAUAAUCACACAUGAAGAGUAGCAGGAAUUUCUAUGUGGCUAAGAUAAAGUACGUGAAGAAAUGCUUAAAAACUGCUUGGAGCUUUUCCGCCCGCUCCCCCCUCCCCACGAGCGCCGCUCCGGCUGCACCGCGCUCGCUUCGAGUUUCAGGCUCGUGCUAAGCUAGCGCCGUCGUCGUCUCCCUUCAGUCGCCAUCAUGAUUAUCUACCGGGACCUCAUCAGCCACGAUGAGAUGUUCUCCGACAUCUACAAGAUCCGGGAGAUCGCGGACGGGUUGUGCCUGGAGGUGGAGGGGAAGAUGGUCAGUAGGACAGAAGGUAACAUUGAUGACUCGCUCAUUGGUGGAAAUGCCUCCGCUGAAGGCCCCGAGGGCGAAGGUACCGAAAGCACAGUAAUCACUGGUGUCGAUAUUGUCAUGAACCAUCACCUGCAGGAAACAAGUUUCACAAAAGAAGCCUACAAGAAGUACAUCAAAGAUUACAUGAAAUCAAUCAAAGGGAAACUUGAAGAACAGAGACCAGAAAGAGUAAAACCUUUUAUGACAGGGGCUGCAGAACAAAUCAAGCACAUCCUUGCUAAUUUCAAAAACUACCAGUUCUUUAUUGGUGAAAACAUGAAUCCAGAUGGCAUGGUUGCUCUAUUGGACUACCGUGAGGAUGGUGUGACCCCAUAUAUGAUUUUCUUUAAGGAUGGUUUAGAAAUGGAAAAAUGUUAACAAAUUUGGCAAUUAUUUUGGAUCUAUCACCUGUCAUCAUAACUGGCUUCUGCUUGUCAUCCACACAACACCAGGACUUAAGACAAAUGGGACUGAUGUCAUCUUGAGCUCUUCAUUUAUUUUGACUGUGAUUUAUCUGGAGUGGAGGCAUUGUUUUUAAGAAAAACAUGUCAUGUAGGUUGUCUAAAAAUAAAAUGCAUUUAAACUCA